Entamoeba nuttalli P19 is the source of this 1671-nucleotide messenger RNA. Its product is annotated as oligo-1,6-glucosidase, putative. Gene Ontology annotation, biological process: oligosaccharide catabolic process. The transcript has a single exon. NCBI's taxonomy places the organism in Eukaryota, Evosea, Mastigamoebida, Endamoebidae. The coding region runs from base 1 to 1671 and encodes 556 amino acids. The record is from RefSeq and is a predicted model, not a curated record. Gene Ontology annotation, molecular function: alpha-amylase activity.
AUGAAUAUUGAUAAAACAUGGUGGAAAGAAGGUGUUGUUUAUCAAAUUUAUUGUAGAAGUUUUAAAGAUACCACUGGUGAUGGAUAUGGUGAUAUUAAAGGAAUUAUAGAGAAAAUACCAUAUCUUAAAGAAUUAGGAAUAACUAUUGUUUGGUUAAAUCCAAUUUAUAGUACAAGUGAUGCAGAUAAUGGAUAUGAUAUUAUGGAUUAUCAGGAAAUUAAUCCAAAAUUUGGAACAAUGAAAGAUUUUGAUGAAUUACUUUUUAAAAUGCAUGAAGCAGGAAUUAAAGUUGUUAUGGACCUUGUUGUUAAUCAUUCAAGUAAUCAACAUCAAUGGUUUAUUGAAUCAAAAAAAGGAAAUAAUGAGAAAAAAGAUUGGUAUAUUUGGUCAAAAAAACCAAAUAAUUGGAGAAGUUUCUUUAGUGGAAGUGCAUGGAAAUAUGAUGAAGAACGUAAAGAAUAUUAUCUUCAUUUGUUUCUUGAAGAACAACCUGAUUUAAAUUGGGAAAAUAUUGAAGUAAGACAAUCUAUUUAUAAAAUGAUGAAAUGGUGGUUUGAUAAAGGAAUUGAUGGAUUUAGAAUGGAUGUAAUUAAUUUAAUAUCUAAAGUAAAAGGAUUUCCUAAUGAUUCACCUGUUGGAUUAGAUGGAUUAGCAAGUGGAUUUCGUUAUUUUGCUAAUGGACCAAAAGUUCAUGAAUUUUUAAAUGAAAUGAAUAAAGAAGUAUUAAGUCAUUAUGAUUGUUUAACAGUUGGUGAAACACCUGGUGUUACACCAGAACAAGCUCAACAAUAUGUAGGAAAAGAACGUCAUGAACUUGAAAUGUUAUUUCAAUUUGAACAUGUUAGUAUAGGAUAUAAAAAUGGUGAUAAAUGGAUAAGUGUUCCAUGGAAAUUAACUGAAUUAAAAAAGAAUAUUGAAAAAUGGCAAGUUACACUUCAUAAUUGUGGAUGGAAUUCAUUAUAUUUUAAUAACCAUGAUCAACCAAGACAAGUAAGUAGAUGGGGAAAUGAUACAAAAUAUAGAAUUGAAAGUGCUAAAAUGAUUGCAACAUUACUUCAUACAUUAGAAGGAACUCCUUAUAUUUAUCAAGGAGAAGAAUUAGGAAUGACCAAUGUUUAUUUUGAUAAAUUAGAUGAUUAUCAAGAUUGUGAAAUCUUUGGAAAAUGGAAGGAAUUAACUCAAACUCAUGAAAUGACUUUAGACCAAUUCUUAAAAAGAGUUUCUGAAGUUGGAAGAGAUAAUGCUAGAACUCCAAUGCAAUGGGAUGACUCUGAAAAUGCUGGAUUUACUUCAGGAAAUCCUUGGCUUAAAAUAAAUCCAAAUUAUAAAACAAUUAAUGCUAAAGAAGCAAUGCAAAAUCCCAACAGUGUUUUUAAUUAUUAUAAACAAUUAUUAAAACUUAGAAAAGAAAAUCCUAUUAUGCCUUAUGGUGAAGUUCAAAUGAUUUUAAAAGAUGAUGAACAUAUCUUUGCCUAUAUUAAAACAUUAAACCAAUUAAAAUGGAUUGUUAUUCUUAAUUUCUUUGAAACUCCAAUAGAAUUUAUACUUCCUAUUGAUAUUCAAAUUCAAAAUAAACAUUUAAUAAUUUCUAAUUAUCAAGUUGAUAAUCAAGAACCAAUUAAUCAAUUUUUAUUAAAACCUUAUGAAGCAAGAGUUUAUCAAUUUAAUUAA